This is a messenger RNA of Rattus rattus (black rat), 3022 nucleotides long. RefSeq names its product lysine-specific demethylase 6A-like. Gene Ontology annotation, biological process: heart development; regulation of gene expression. The transcript is spliced from 6 exons. Lineage: Eukaryota; Metazoa; Chordata; Mammalia; Rodentia; Muridae. The record is from RefSeq and is a predicted model, not a curated record. Gene Ontology annotation, cellular component: MLL3/4 complex. Gene Ontology annotation, molecular function: chromatin DNA binding; histone H3K27me2/H3K27me3 demethylase activity; RNA polymerase II cis-regulatory region sequence-specific DNA binding. Bases 194 to 901 code for a protein of 235 amino acids.
GUCUAAAGACAUGUUUUCUAUAGAAUUAAUAGUAUGUUAAUUGCUUUUUCACCUUUUAGGUCAUCAAGAAAAUAACAACUUCUGUUCAGUUAAUAUAAAUAUUGGCCCAGGUGACUGUGAAUGGUUUGUUGUUCCUGAAGGCUACUGGGGUGUUCUGAACGACUUCUGUGAAAAAAAUAAUUUGAAUUUCUUAAUGGGUUCUUGGUGGCCCAACCUUGAAGAUCUUUAUGAAGCAAAUGUUCCAGUAUAUAGGUUUAUUCAGCGACCUGGAGAUCUGGUCUGGAUAAAUGCAGGCACUGUUCAUUGGGUUCAAGCUAUUGGCUGGUGCAACAACAUUGCUUGGAAUGUUGGUCCACUUACAGCCUGUCAGUAUAAGUUAGCAGUGGAACGGUAUGAAUGGAACAAAUUGCAAAGUGUAAAGUCAAUAGUACCCAUGGUUCAUCUUUCCUGGAAUAUGGCACGAAAUAUCAAGGUUUCAGAUCCAAAGCUUUUUGAAAUGGUUAAGUAUUGUCUUCUGAGAACCCUGAAGCAAUGUCAGACAUUGAGGGAAGCUCUAAUUGCUGCAGGAAAAGAGAUUAUAUGGCAUGGGCGGACAAAAGAAGAACCAGCUCAUUAUUGUAGCAUUUGUGAGGUGGAGGUUUUUGAUCUGCUUUUUGUCACUAAUGAGAGUAAUUCUCGAAAGACCUACAUAGUACAUUGCCAAGAUUGUGCACGGAAAACAAGUGGGAAUCUGGAAAAUUUUGUGGUGCUAGAACAGUACAAAAUGGAGGAUCUGAUGCAAGUCUAUGACCAAUUUACAUUAGUAAGUGAAAUCAACAUGCUCCUCCGUUACCAUCCGCCUCAUCUUGAUAUUGUUCCAUGGACAUUAAACAUGAGACCUUUUCUGCUAUUCAGGAAGUAACCCAGUUCUGCACCACUGCUUUUUGUAGCUCUCUCGUAAGGCUGCUGGCUGAAAACUGUGUCUAUGCAACCUUCCAAGUGUGGAGUAUCAACCAACUGGAUGGGAGAGUACUGCUCCUAUACCAGGACUCUCGAAAAGCUAAUUAGCUGAACUUCAGAAAGAAAGAAUAAUUUCCACGUUUUGUAUAUAUCUGACAAAACUGGCAACAUCAUACAGACUACUGACUUGAAGACAACCUCUUUUAUAUUUCUCGAUUUAUGGGCUAAUGAAUUUGUUUUCACCUAUCUUUUCCCUUUCAGAAUUUUCCUUGGGGGAAAAAAAUACUAGUCAUUUCUUUGUUAAGGUAGUUAGCAAUAUUAAGUUCUUUCUUUUUGGUCAACUUUUUUUUUAAUGUGAAAAGUUAAGUAAGAAACUUUUUUUACUGCUUUAUGAUUUUUCUGUCUUGUUUUGAAACCAUGAUGGUUAUACUUUUGGUUCCCAAAUAAAACAUUUAAAGAAAAAUUAAUUAACAGCAAAGUCACAAAGAUAAUGGAUUGCACAUAGACUAAGAAAUAAACUUCAGAUUUGUGAUUUUUGUUUCUAAUCUUGAUGUAAAUUUACACUAUUUAUAAAUACAUAUUUAUUGCCUGAAAAUAUUUGUGAAUGGAAUGCUGUUAUUUUUUCCAGAUUUACCUGCCAUUGAAAUUUUAAGGAGUUCUGUAAUUUCAAACACUACUCCUAUUACAUUUUCUAUGUGUAAAUAAAACUGCUUAGCAUUGUACAGAAACUUUUAUUAAAAUUGUUUAAUGUUUAAAGAGUUUUCUAUUGUUUGAGUUUUAAAAAGAAUUUAUGUACAGUGCCCAAUUUUUGUUCAAUUUUCAAAUCUGAUUAUAUAUAUUUUAUAUAUACUUAUGUCUGUAUAUAUAAUAUAUAUAUAGAAAUCUAGAUAUAUAUGUAUAAAGAUUUAGAACUUGAAUUUUUCUUGUUUUAAGUUUCACAUCUAUGGUAGAUUUUUCAGGUGUCUACUGUAAAAUAUUGCUUACAAAAAGUAUGAUUAUUUUUAAAGAAAUAUAUAUGGUAUGUAUCUUCAAGAGCUAAAAUGUCAGACUGGUUUAUUGUUAAAUUGCAACUACUGCAAUUACAGACAAAUAAAAAAAAAUCUGCCAAAUGCAGUAUAAUAGAAAACAAAUAGUGAUUGAACUUAAAACUUUAAAGGGAGUUUUAGCACAGGCUUUUUGAAUCCUCUACAUGACUCAGCAUUUUUUAUUGGUGAAAAAAAUUCCAGGAUGAAGAGCCCUGUUUUAGAAUGCAAAUAAAGUAAGAGGCUUAUUUUUUAUUGUUAGGCAAUUUUGAAAUCUUAUGCCUUUCUGCAUGCAUGACAGUGGAAUGGGCAACUACAAAUUCCAUAUUGCCAUUAAAAUAUAUUGGAUUAUAUUAGCAUUCACAGAUUACUUCUGAGUUAAUGCUGGGAUUUCAUUUUAAUAAUGGCACCCUUCCAUUUGUACCUCCAUUUUCUGAAGUACUUUUUGACAUAUUUUCAUUUUAGAAUAUAGUUCUUAAGAAUUUUCUACAAAAUCAGUGAAGAAACAUAGAGAAUGCUAUAAAAGGUGGGUAGGUGGGUUGGUUGGUUCGUUGGUUCAUAUGACUAAAGAGAGUCUCUAGUUUUAUCUGUUGUACUGUCAUGCUGAAUAGGUUAUCUUUUCAGAUAGUUUUUAAGAGUAUGUCUUAGGAGCAAUUUAAGGAAUGAAAGUCUAGAAUCAUUUUAUUCAGUUGGUUAAUAACUUAGUAAGCAUUGAAUGUCUGUUGGCAUUCAUAUUUUUUCAGGAAGGAUUUAUUCCAAAUCACUUAUCCAAAUACUGAUCCAGAUAUUUAACCACAAAUAUUUUAAAUGGUUAUUUUGUGAAAGUCCAGAAAGUCCAGCAGAAUGAAAUAAGGAGGUAACACUUUUGUGAACAAAAAAUUUCAGCCAACCUUAGGAACAAAACUACAUGCAACUUUUCUUAUUCUGUUCUAGUUUGUCUUACUGACUUAUCAUUUGUGUGAUUUUGUUAAGGAUAAUUUUUGUCAAGAUGAAUGUGUUGUCUUACAUCUAUAUAAGAGAAAUUUAUGUAAUCCACAUUUGAAUAAAUAUGUCAAGAUUAA